This is a messenger RNA of Hippocampus zosterae (dwarf seahorse), 7279 nucleotides long. It is a transcript of the gene efhd1, whose product is annotated as EF-hand domain family, member D1. The transcript is spliced from 4 exons. The coding region runs from base 106 to 804 and encodes 232 amino acids. Gene Ontology annotation, molecular function: calcium ion binding. NCBI's taxonomy places the organism in Eukaryota, Metazoa, Chordata, Actinopteri, Syngnathiformes, Syngnathidae. The record is from RefSeq and is a predicted model, not a curated record.
GGCGAGAGAGACGCGAAUUGCCAGUAGCACUGCAAGCAUUGCCCCAGCUCCACAUUAUUUCGACUCUUGACAGUCAGUCGCCGAGAGCAACGUCCCUGAAACAGUAUGGCGUCGGAAGAGCUCGCAAAGAAGCUCAAGUCGCGACUGGCCGCAUCAGAGGAAACCGAGCAGAGGCCGGAGCCCGAGGAGACCAUCGUCACGACCAAAUAUCAGGAGUCCGAAGCAGCUUGUGGCGACACUUCGUCCGAGCUGUCUGCGAAACUAAACCGACGGCUCGACAUAAACGAGGGCAACGCUCCCCCUCGGGCUAGCCGCGUCUUCAACCCCUACACGGAAUUCAAGGAAUUCUCCCGAAAGCAGAUUAAGGAGAUGGAGGUGAUGUUUAAACGGUAUGAUACUGGCAGAGAUGGAUUCAUCGACCUAAUGGAGCUCAAGCUAAUGAUGGAGAAGCUUGGUGCCCCACAGACUCACCUGGGCCUGAAGAACAUGAUCAAAGAGGUGGAUGAGGACUUUGAUGGAAAACUGAGCUUUCGAGAGUUUUUGUUGAUCUUCCGGAGAGCAGCAGCGGGGGAGCUGCAAGAAGAAAGUGGUCUCAUGGCGCUGGCCAGACUGUCUGAAAUCAACGUCUCCACCGAGGGAGUGAGUGGGGCCAAAGACUUUUUUGAAGCUAAGAUGCAGGCACUCUCUGUGGGCAGCAAGUUUGAGGCCGAGAUCCGUGAGGAGAAGGAAGAACGCAAGAAGCAGGAAGUGGAGAAAAAAGAGAGGCAAGCUGCCUUCAAACAGCUGCAGUCGGCUUUCUCAUGACGCUCAUACAGGAAGCAGACGGGCAAUCCUGAAAAUGCACAUUCAAAAGUACAUUCACAUUGCCGAUGUUCUUAAACGAUAACACUCAAAAUUUGGCACUUUAUAAUAAAGUUAGUUUGACACUCACUUCAAUAUUUGAGCAAAUUUUUAUUAAUUUCACAAUGGAAAGGUGAAUGCACUACAUCCGAUAAGAAAACAAAUAGGGACCAGUCCAGAUGCGCGGAUGUCUGUGAGUGUUCCAUUGUCUUGCAUUUUCACCUGAAAGUCAAAAUAUUCAUUUUUUGCUGUUUUCCGUAAACACUGUUAAGUGUAUGUUGUUUCGCAUCCCCUCAUUGGCUUCAAUGUACUAUUGUGUGUAUUGGGUCUACGAAGUGACGUUCUAGUUUGGUCAUGUUGUUUCACCCUCAACUUGUUUUUGUUUUCUUCCUCCCUCCACAAUAACAUUUGAAAUGUGUGAAUAUUUGCAAUAUUCAGCAUGUGUGUUUAUUUGACUAAUAUAUUGAGAUAUAUGUUUGCGUGACGAUAUUGCCUCACUAGGCUGGGAAGAAAGGCCUUACAAUGUUAGCGCCUGAAUCGUGAGUCUAACAAUACCAUUCUGACCCGAGUCAUUUUUUAAUCUUACUUUAUUUAUUAUUAUUAUUAUUAUUAUUUUUGUGCCCAAAAUCAUUUCUUGAUGCUGGCCACUUCUGCUGGAAACGCCUAACAUCAGGGGGUGUCCAAACGUUUUCGUUUGAGGGCUGCGUGCAGAAAAAUGGAAGGAUGAAAGGGCCACUUUUAAAUUCUUCAACUUUUUGAAACACUCUGAAGUUCGUCAGCAAGAAAGCAAUUAUAUAUUCUUCGUAUUCUCUAGUUAAUUCCAUCAGCUUUCUGUUAAAGGUGUUAAGGCAAAUAGUUGAUGAUCUUUCCAAAUUUUUGGGGUGGCCAACAGCCAUCUUGCUCCCAGAGUAGAUCCAGUUCUACACUAAAUAGCAGCCGCAUCCCAUUUCCACAUUCAGAACCAAAAGAAAGGAACAAAUUGUCGUUUGUGACCAUUUUUCAACAGUUCUGUCUACUUGAUGAUCAUCAAUGCGAGAUCUUCAAACACAUCAGCCAUAGAGCACAAAGUGGAAGAAACACAUUUUGCCUCUAAAAUUGUGUUUCUUCCACCAUAGAGAAGUUCUACAGUAUAAACAUUUUUCUUUGUAAUGGCACCUAUUUUUCUGACAACCUCCCUUCUCAUUCUACCCACCUUCACCUUUUUUAACAUAAUUUUGCAGCCCAUUCAAAUAUCUUUUUUUGGGGGGGGGGGGGGGUCAUGUCACGGGCUGCUGAAAAAUGGAUGGCGGGUCACAAAUGGAAGCCGGCCCAUUGUUUGGAAAACCAUGGCAUACAUCACUCCAUUCCCCCCUGAAAGUAACAUUUUUAUAAACAUAUCCCAAAUUUGUUUCAGUGGGUUGUGUUUUCUAAUAAAACUGAAAAAAAAUGACUCAAGCCGUUAUUUUGAGGAUGGUGAUUAUUAAUUAAAAUAGCCUGAUGCGGUAGUGGGCAAUUUUUCAAAUCAUAAUGUUGGACUAAUGUAAGAAAUAUUUUGAGUGUACUACUGCACUCAACAUUCUAAGUCAGAAUUGAUUUCCUUUUCAUAAAUAUUAGCAGCGUGUAUUUUUAUUUUUUUUUACAGUGACAUGACAACUGAUAUCACGAUUCCAAUGUUUGUUUGGAAGUGGAUUCAUCCGGGGUUGUCCCAGCUUAGCAUACAGAACUGGAAGCACUUAGAAUCUUGCUCUUAAAGCAGGGGUGUCCAAACUUUUUGCCAAGGGGGCCAGAUUUUAUGUGGUGAAAUGUCGGGGGCCGACCUUGGCUGACAUUCUUUACAUUGAACAAGAUUGUUCAACAAAUUUUAGUAAGCCAGUCUGUUUCACAUUUCCAUUUUAAUUUUAAUUUCAACAAUCUUAAGAAUUUCUUUUGGUUCAUUUGAAACAGGUAUAUCACAUGCAACUGCUUAUUCACUUGACUUUUUCUUAAACAGAAGUCUCCUGAGUGCAAAUUCAUUGAUUUGAAACAUAAAAUGUAUCACCAUGACUUUUCAAUAGUCACAAAACCUUUGACUCGAACAACAGGGAAAUGAGCAAGCAAUACACAUAUCCACAACUGCAAGGAUCAUUUGAAAUAUGACAUAUCAGUCAAUAUAAACACGGAGUGAUGUCUUAACUCGUGAGUGAUGCCCUCUAGUGUCUAAAUGCUAUUACUCAUUUAGUGAAUGCUAUUACUCAUUUAGUGAAUGCUAUUACUAAUUUAGCCACUAGAAGGAAGCAGUACUCUAUGAAACAUCACUCACCAGUCUACGAGACCUCAGUCAAUGCAACACGUGUUCCAUUGCACCCAACCUGCGGGCCAGACGGCACUGAUUUUAUGACAGGGGCCGUGGGCCGGAUGAAAUUCGACCGCGGGCCGGACUUUGGACAUGCCUGUCAUAAAGGGAAAGUCAAAUAAAAAAUGUGGUUUAUGCGCCCCCACUAGUCCAAACACAGUAUUGUAGACCACCUGUUUUAUGGGGUUGGUCAUGUGAUGUCCACAAGCUGAGCACUGAGUCACUGUGUCGUCAUUUUCAGUCGACAGCAAGUAGCAAAAUGAAAGCAUCCUAAGAUGGAUAAAAACAUCGGCCAAAUUCAUCUUCCACGUACGCAAUAUAGAAUGCCGAGUUCAGACUCGUGGACAAUUCAGAACAUAUUGUAUAGAAAGUUUCUGAUUUCCCUUUUAAUAAUGCAGCUCGAGAUUUUUUUUUCGCACAGCAAUUGGCACUUUGUAUGUCUGAUUAAAUUAUUCACAGUUAUGGAAAUUUAAAACACGGUGUUUGCUGCUGGGUGGCCUCUGUCUUCUGUUUCAAUGAUAAGUUAGAUCACUCCCAAAAAAACAAACAAAGAAGUCAUCGGUGCUCAUCAUUGCAUCGCAUUAACUCAACAUAUUUUGGAAUCUAAUAUUUAAAUCACUGAUCAGAGUGCAUGUUGAUUCCAGAAUCUUUUGUCAUUGCCCUUUGGAACUUUUUUUGUAACUUAAUUUAAUUGUAUGUUUUAAUUCAAGAAUUGAUCAAGCGUUUCUGCAUUCCUAGCUAUUUUGGGCAGCUUACUUGUGUUAAAUUUACGUUGCUUCUGAACAGUGAGAGGCCGUCAGGACCAGGUAGGCCUUUUCUACUGUUAAUGUAAAUUGAGGUAUUUUUUCCAUUAAAUCAUUAUACUGCAUUAGUCUACAGUAUUCUCAUGAUUGUUAAGCAUUUCUCUUGACUGCACUGAUUCCACUAAGCGUUGCAGCAGAACUGUGGCAGUCAAGUUCCACGUCAGUCGUGAUCUGCACACAUUAAUCAUUUGAAAUUUGGAAGUCCCCAAAAGUCAUCAAGUUAAGGUGGACUUUUUCAGAGAAGCCGUUUAUUGUGAGGAGUGGUCAUGCUAUGCCUUGUAAUGUUUUUGUAUAUACGGUUCUAAUUGCGACAUGAUGGUACCAACAGGUCAGAUAAGUCCCCGCUGAAUGACCAACCACCAUACGCACAGCCUGCGACUAAUUUGGAGCAGUCCGUAAAAGUGCUAAGUUUUCUCAUUUUGUGUUUCAUGUCACUGGUGAUCAGUUUUCUUGCCUUGUUCUGUCUCCCAAAACAUGCGUCAUGUGUUGUCCUCAUAAAAUUGGGUACAGUUGAGUGGAUGUGUAGCAAUCAAUACCUGCGGCAGAUGCACGAGCGGUUAAGUAGCCAAGUAUGUUAUCCCUUUAAGUCAGGAGUGUCAAACUCAUUUUAGUCGCUGGCCACAGUACUGGUAGUUAUGACUGAACCCAAAUAAUCGAUGAAUAGGUACAAAUUGAUGAAUGACUAGUUUUGAAAUCAGAGGCCACUAUAAACCUUUGUUCAUGUAUUUUUUAAAAAAUGCGAUAUCGCAAUGUUUAUUAAAGUUCAGACAGGUUGCAAUUUUGGUAUUUUAGCAUAAAAUAUGAAGUGGGCGCACAUAAUUAGGUAUUGCGGCCCACAUAGAAUGAAGUCACGGGCCAGAUCUGGCCCCCCCAGGUCUUGAGUUUGACACCUGUGCUGUAAGUUUGCUUCCUGCUGAUUUAAAAAUAUGCAAUUAUGCUUUGGUCAUGAUUCUCAGGAAUCUGAUGUGAAAAAUUCAGUUAGCUCACGGUUCAAAACGAUAGCACACUUUUCCCCCUUUUCUUUCUUGAAAUCAGUUGGAUUUCGGGGUUGUUCCUCAUGCAAAUCAGACACUGCUCACCAUUAUGGUGAGCCAAUAGAUGAAUGCUUUUUUUGUUUCUUUUUUUUAAUCACCAUGACACUUAGGGCGGCAGCUACUACACCUGUUGAGUGCAGAGUCUUGGCCAUGUUCACAUUGCAGGUCAAUUUAGAUCCCCCCUACCCCCACACAUUAUUUUAAAAUUAAAUGUACAUUUUCCAAGAGAAGUGGGGGUAACGGGGGGAAAAAAAGCCAUGGGAAAACAACUGUCAAACUGCGAAUAGGCGGAGGUAGACUGAAGUUCGAAGUUGUAAUAACCAUUUUCAACAAAAUGGCUGACAUGUCUUAGGCUAUGUUCACACUGCAGGUCAAUUCCAUAGUUUUUUUUUUUUGCCCAUAUGUGAUAUGCAUCAUAUUUUUUUCAUAUAGUGUAAACAGUAUAAUUCUGAUUUUUUUUAAUUACAUACGAAGUGGGCCUCAUUUGAAUGUGGAUAUGAAUCGGAUAUGUAAAUGAUGCGUGUGCAUUAUGAAUGUUCAUCCGUAUACAUUCCACCUGUACUUUAUCGGAAGCACAAUAUCCUCUCUGCUUGCCUGAAGGAGAGUGCUCAAGAGGCUAUUGACAUCCAUUUAUUUUCUAAUCAGCCUAUCCUCACAAGGGUCGCAGGCAUGCUGGACUCUUUCCCAGCUGUCUUCCGGCAGUAGGCAGGGUAUACCCUGAACUGGUUGCCAGACAAUCGCAAUGACAUCAUUUGUGAAUCUGCAAAGUUGCUUGGAGCCACAGUGUUGACUUUACAUUUGACCCAAUUUAAUCCCACUUGGAACAUGAAGCAUCAAGUUGACGUGUGGUUAUAGUAGUAAUUCAAUUACGCAGACAGAGCGUUUGUUGUGCGUGGCAAUGACGUGACAUCAUCUUUUGUAGACAUCUCCGGGAAAUGAGAACGAAAAGCAUCGCCUCAUUGCCCCAAAAUAUUUCUACCUCCUCCCACAUCUCGCUGCAUUUGUUAAAAUGAGAUUAAAAAAAGAUGAACCCCUACUACAUGCUGGACCAUAUUUAUGUCAAUGCUGUGCCACUCCCACAUUUUUUUUAAUGUACCGGUAUGUCACUCGACAUUGUGGUUUGCGUGGCACGUCAGAUGCUUUCACAUUUGAAAUUUGGAUUAAUUUUUACAAUGUAAAUGAGUAAAUUUAAAAAAAAUCUGAUUUAACAAAAAAUCUGAAUUGGGCAUAGUGCCCUGCAGUGUGAACGUAAGAACUUGUGACUCUGAUUAAAGUCAAUAGAAGCAUGGGUUGUAUUUUCCCUCAUGGAGGCAGCGUUUCAUCACCCAGUUGCUGAAUUACACUUAACAAUUGGUGUCUGAUGUGUGCAUCAGCCACAUAGCCCAACACAAUUACCUCCAAUCUUAUUUACCAUUGACAUCAAGUUUCCACUGUAGUCCGUAUCGUUUGGAAGUGGCGUAGCCAUAGAGAAACCCAUCAUGUCAAUUAGCCGAACUGUUAGUCACAAUCUGGCCAAAUAUCGAAUGGCUCAGUCGAGGCCACAUUUUUGGAAAAUUGGCAGCUAGCAAAAAAAUACUUUUUUUUUUUUCACUUUAGAGACCCAAACAUUUGUAUAAAAGCAAUUAAAAAAACAGAGUUGCUCUGUACUCAUUUAACUACACAAAUAUCCGUUGGAGCUAUUUUGUGCCAUAGCUGGAAGUGUAGCCUCCAAAGUAAAUGCUUCAUUUUAUGUUUCUUUGUGUGUGUGUGUGCGCGCGCAGAAUUAAUAAAUAAAUAAAAAUUGAGAAAGUGUGUCAACUUUGAAAUGUAGUUUCAAAUCCAUUAAGAGUACUUACUUGCAGAAGAUGCAAAUUACUCGUGGACUUUUCAUGUGAAGCAGGAAAGCUGAAAGAAAGAAACACUGUGUGGAACAUUUUCGAGGAUGAAACUCACUCGUUCGCCUCAAUGUCAUGCAUGUUAGAAAAGCAGUCAAGUACAACUUAAAAGCAGAAAUUAAAAAGUGAAACCACCCAUCACUAAUGGUUCAAUUGUCUCUUUUCACUCCUUGAAUGUUGUACUUGUAUAGCAAUGAGUGACUACUGUGUGUAUCACGUACCUUCUUGUAUUUUCUUGAUGAAAAAUGACCGUGUAUUUUUUCAUAGAUAAAAAUGGUAUAUACGGUAUAAUUUGUUUUAGCAGAGUCUUAUAGGUUGCCUAACCAACAAAUGAUCAGCGAAAUAUAUUUUUGCGCCGCAUCUGAAAAUAUAUUCUGAAAUCACAGUUGCUGAAUCAAAUAAAAGACUAAAACAUGA